This is a messenger RNA of Apaloderma vittatum (bar-tailed trogon), 1674 nucleotides long. Its product is annotated as cryptochrome-2-like. Gene Ontology annotation, cellular component: nucleus; cytoplasm. NCBI's taxonomy places the organism in Eukaryota, Metazoa, Chordata, Aves, Trogoniformes, Trogonidae. Gene Ontology annotation, molecular function: DNA binding; FAD binding. The record is from RefSeq and is a predicted model, not a curated record. Gene Ontology annotation, biological process: circadian regulation of gene expression; entrainment of circadian clock by photoperiod. The transcript has 10 exons.
AUGCCGCAUCGCACCAUUCAUCUUUUCCGUAAGGGGCUUCGGCUUCACGACAACCCGACGCUGCUGGCCGCGCUCGAGUCCUCGGAGGUCGUCUACCCCGUCUACAUCCUGGACAGAACGUUCGUGACGUCCGCGAUGCGCGUAGGGGCCCUGCGGUGGCAUUUUCUGCUGCAGUCCCUGGAAGAUCUCCAGAAGAAUUUGUGCCAGCUGGGCUCUUGCUUGCUGGUUCUUCAAGGAGAGUACGAGGCCGUCCUCCGAGACCACGUGCGGCGGUGGGAGAUCACGCAGGUGACUCUGGACGCGGAGAUGGAACCGUUUUACAAGGAGAUGGAGGCCAACAUCCAGCGCCUGGGGGAAGAGCUGGGCUUCAAGGUGCUUUCCCUGGUGGGUCACAGCCUGUACGACACCAAGCGGAUUUUGGAGCUGAACGGCGGGACCCCCCCGUUGACGUACAAGCGGUUCCUUCACAUUCUGUCUCUGCUGGGUGACCCCGAGGUGCCCGUCCGAAACCUCACAGCCCAGGACUUCCAGUGAUCUCUCUCUCACGUUAGAUGUAAGAGCCCCGACCGCAGCUUGGCUGACUGUUACAGGGUGCCUCUCCCCGCGGAUUUGAAGAUCCCCCCGGAGAGCCUCUCUCCCUGGAGAGGAGGGGAGACGGAGGGGCUGCAGCGCCUGGAGCAACACUUGACUGACCAGGGCUGGGUGGCAAGUUUUACUAAACCGAGAACGAUCCCAAACUCGCUGCUCCCAAGCACCACGGGCCUGAGCCCCUAUUUCAGUCUGGGCUGCCUGUCGGUUCGCACGUUUUUCUACCGGUUGUCAAACAUUUACGCUCAGGCCAAGCAUCACUCUCUGCCCCCGGUGUCGCUCCAAGGGCAGCUUCUCUGGAGGGAAUUCUUCUACACGGUGGCGUCAGUGACACCAAACUUCACCAGGAUGGCCGGGAACCCCAUCUGCCUGCAGAUCAGUUGGUACGAGGAUGCAGAGAGGCUCCACAAAUGGAGAACGGCACAGACGGGGUUCCCGUGGAUCGAUGCGAUUAUGACCCAGCUGCGCCAGGAAGGCUGGAUCCAUCACCUCGCUCGGCACGCCGUCGCCUGCUUCCUCACGCGGGGAGACCUCUGGAUCAGCUGGGAAGAAGGCAUGAAGGUGUUUGAAGAGCUGCUUUUAGAUGCUGACUACAGCAUCAACGCGGGGAACUGGAUGUGGCUGUCGGCCAGCGCGUUCUUCCACCAGUACACGCGGAUCUUCUGCCCCGUCCGCUUCGGGAAGCGCACGGACCCCGAGGGGCACUACAUUCGGAAAUACUUGCCGAUACUAAAGAACUUUGCCUCCAAGUACAUCUAUGAGCCCUGGAUGGCAUCUGAAGAGGAGCAGAAGCAAGCGGGGUGUAUCAUAGGCCAAGAUUACCCCUUCCCAAUGGUGAACCACAAGGAAGCCAGCGACCACAACCUGCAGCUGAUGAAGCAGGUCAGGGAGGAACAGCACAGAACCGCCCAGCUCACCAGAGAUGACACAGACGACCCAAUGGAUGUGAAGGUAAAGCGUGACCACUCCGAAGAAAACGUUGCAAAAGGAAAAGCAGCCAAGAUGACAGAACAAACCGAGAUCCCGUCCGGGAUUACCUGCUGUGAACCAGAAAAUGGCAAAAAGUGCGAGCCAGAGGCCAGCUGA